Molecule: messenger RNA, 3904 nt
Organism: Scophthalmus maximus (turbot)
Lineage: Eukaryota; Metazoa; Chordata; Actinopteri; Pleuronectiformes; Scophthalmidae
Gene: ptprea
Product: protein tyrosine phosphatase receptor type Ea
Exons: 21
Coding region: 146-2239 (697 amino acids)
Biological process (GO): protein dephosphorylation
Molecular function (GO): protein tyrosine phosphatase activity
Source: RefSeq, a predicted model, not a curated record
UCCACCGUCCACCGUCCACCAUCCACCCAGCCUCUCGCUGAAGACGAUGGCGACAAUGUGACCGCUGGACCCGGUCAGCGCCAUGUGACCUGCUGUGAUGGAUCUGAGAAGCAGCAUACAUUGAAUCGACGCUCAUCCAGUCACAAUGGUCCCGCUUCUGUUCCUGGCGGCGACCACAACAACUUCCAAUUCGACCGGCAAUGGCAACCAUACACAAGAAGACGUUACAUCCCCCAGCAACCACAUCCUCCCCACCGUGCUGGUCCUGUCCCUGCUGCUGCUCAUCUUCGCCCUGCUUGCCUGGUACUUCCUCAGGUUAAAAAACCAGAAAAAACCUGUCGUCACAACAGUUGACAAGAAGAUACCAAAUGGCAUCCUGGAGGAACAAGAGUUUGGAUACAGUACAGAGUCGUUAUACACCACUGUGCCCCCAGAGCAACAGACGGUGGUGCUUCUGCCUAGAUCCCCCUCGGCCUCCAAGACCUUCAUCCCCAUCCUAGUGGACCAGCUCGAGGAGGAGUACAGGCUCCGCUCUGCGGAUGAUGGCAAGCUCUUCAGGGAGGAGUACAACUCUUUGCCAGGGGGUAAUGUCAAUGGAACGUACGAGGAGGCCAACAAGGACGACAACAAGGAGAAGAACCGAUACCCCAACAUCCUUCCCUAUGAUCAUUCCAGAGUGGCGUUGACUCUGCUGGAUGGAAAUCCCUGUUCGGACUAUGUGAACGCCUCUUACAUUGAUGGUUACACGGAAAAGAACAAAUUCAUAGCAGCACAAGGUCCCAAAGACGACACCGUUGCAGAUUUCUGGAGGAUGAUAUGGGAGCUAAAAGUAGCGACGGUUGUUAUGCUGACGAAUCUGAAAGAAAGGAAAGAAGACAAGUGUUGCCAGUACUGGCCAGAUCAGGGCUGUUGGACCUAUGGGAACGUGAGGGUGGCAGUAGAGGACUUCACUGUCCUGGUGGACUACACCAUACGCAAGUUCUGUGUGCAAUAUCAAGCCAGCGACGCCGCCAAGACUCCCCGGCUGGUGACCCAGCUCCACUUCACCAGCUGGCCCGAUUUUGGAGUUCCCUUCUCCCCGAUCGGCAUGCUCAAGUUCCUCAAAAAGGUCAAGGCCGUGAAUCCACCCUUCUCCGGGCCCAUUGUGGUCCACUGCAGCGCUGGUGUCGGGAGGACGGGAACCUUCAUCGUAAUAGAUGCCAUGAUCGACUUGAUGUACGCCGAGCAGAAAGUCGACGUGUUUGGUUGCGUCUCCAAGAUACGGGAACAGCGCUCGCAGCUCGUCCAGACAGAUAUGCAGUACUCAUUCAUCUACCAGGCCCUGCUUGAAUACUACCUCUAUGGAGACACGGAGCUGGACGUGUCAUCUCUGGAAGGACAUCUGCACAAACUCCACAACACCUUUGCGAGCGGUGACCGGGUCGGCCUAGAGGAGGAGUUCAAGAAACUGACAAACAUGCGAAUAAUGAAGGAGAACAUGAGAACGGGGAACCUCCCUGCAAACAUGAAGAAGAACAGAGUCCUGCAAAUUAUUCCAUACGACUUCAACAGAGUUAUUCUCUCCAUGAGGAGAGGCCACGAGUUCACCGAUUACGUCAACGCAUCUUUCAUAGAUGGCUACAGACAGAAGGACUACUUCAUUGCCACGCAGGGCCCGCUGCCACACACGGUGGAGGAUUUCUGGAGGAUGGUGUGGGAAUGGAAAUGUCACUCCAUCGUCAUGCUCACUGAGCUCCAGGAGAGGGAGCAGGACAAAUGUUGUCAGUACUGGCCCCCAGAGGACUCGGUCACGUACGGAGACUACACAGUAGAGCUGAAGGGAGACAACUUGUGUGACACCUUCAGUCUACGAGACUUGGUACUCACCUUUGUCCCGGAGAAGCAGACGAGGGUGAUCCGGCACUUCCACUUCCACGGCUGGCCAGAGAUCGGCAUCCCGGCCGAGGGGAAGGGCAUGAUCGACAUCAUCGCCUCGGUGCAGAGACAGCAGCAGCAGUCUGGGAACCAUCCCAUCGUCGUACACUGCAGUGCUGGUGCAGGGCGAACAGGUACGUUCAUUGCACUGAGCAAUAUCUUGGAGCGGGUCAAGGCAGAAGGCCUGCUGGACGUGUUCCAAACUGUGAAGAGUUUACGCAUGCAGAGGCCUCAUAUGGUCCAGACUGUGGAACAGUAUGACUUCUGCUACAGGGUGGUACAAGACUUUGUUGACAUUUUCUCAGACUAUGCCAAUUUCAAAUGACGAGAUUUGCCUUAAACGCGGUUUUUAAUGUUUGUUUUCUAAAGCUGGUUUGUGUUUCUUUAACUCGGUCAAAUGAUCUUCUAUUUUGCUAUGCACUUGUUCCACGAUUAACUCCAACGCCAUCCACGCUGUAAUAUAGUGUAUGUCGGUGAAUGAAAAAUUGUAAAUGGAAAAAAAGUUAGAUUAAUAAUGUAUAUUUCACAUCAUGUAUGAUAAUUAUUUUGUCAUGAAGUGAUUCAGACAUGGUCUCUUAUUUCAGUUUUAUUGUAUAAUAAUGUACUUUAAAUGUUUAUCUGAGUGUUAUUUUCGAUUGACCAUGUAAUAUUUUUGAAAGUUGUAGUUAUUGUAAAUGUAUUUAUGUAUUGACCAUGACAUUCCAGUCUGUUGCGUUUGGAGAACACACGGGGAAUGUUAAGAUAUGGGUUUGUUUAUUUGUUGUCGCUGUCGUCAUUUUUAAAUACAUCCAUUUAUUGAGGACUUCUGUUUGAGAUCGGAGGUGAUACUAAAACUAUUUUCUAUUGUCCUCGAGCUACAUGCCCAUCACGAAUGUGAUCUUGUCAGAAGAAUAAGUGAAUGAUCACUUGAGCCAUAAUGCGGAAAACAAAGUUAUGCAACAAAGGCUGAGGUGGAUUUCCAAAAUAGAUUCAGGCAGAAGUUUCACAGUUAGAUGUUUGACAGGGUCAUGCAAGGGACCAUUAAACUGGUGUUUGUACCUCAACAUGUGGUAUGCAAUUGCAAUUUGACGUGGGUGUAAUGUCACUACAGUCUGCCUUUUUGUCUGUAGACAACAACAAAAAAGUAUUUUGCUAAAACGACUGCACAUCAGAAAGCACAUAACAAAGCCUUUUGCCAAGAACAUGCAAUAUUUAUUGCUUUAUUUGUAUUAUAGAUUAGAGAUUUUUCACAAAGCAUCGCCAAUGUACCUUCUUUUUUUUUUUUUUUAAAGACGUGGAACAGUGGAACAACUAUGAACUGAAAGUUGAGCACUGACAGGUGCUGAAUAGGAAACGGUAAGUGUGGUCGCUAAGUGCAGUAAAGUCAGUACAACCUCAUGACGACCUGCGUCACGUAUCGUUAAUACACAGGAAUGUAUUAAGUAUAACAUUAGAUAAUAGCAGAAACCACAAUGCAAGAGCAGCAAAAAGAACAUCCCAUACUAACAAUGUUUCAGUUACAUGUUAUUAAAAAAAAAAAAUGGGUUCAGUAAAGGUUCAGGUAUUUGAAUGUGAUGAACCGUUCCUGUGAGGCAGUUUAAGUCGCAUCCGUCUGGUACUCCGACAUUAAACCAAACAAUUGGGAUAAAUCCGACCCCAGCUCCGCUUUGAUCCUCAUUGAAAUGCAUAAUUUUGUUGAUGCUGUAUGUAAAUACUACAUGACAAAGUGCUAACAUUGUGAACGUCGCUGAGCAACGAGGAACUGUCAAGUGAUCGGUCAUGUUCUCUGUGCUGUGGGAGAUGUGAGGCGCAGCACAAGAAGAAACAGACUUUCAAAAAACUGAGUCUGAUUUCCCAUGGCUUCGAUUCUUUUACAAAUAUUGAAGAGGGUCUGUUUAGACUACAGCUCUUUGCCUUUGCUCUCUCGCUCUCUCUGUGGGUGUUCUAUCCCCUUUUUGAAUUCUCAAUGUCUUUGAAAUGCAAGUUGCAAUAUUAAAUUCAUCUGAAAUUG